UUCCCUCUUUUUUUUCCUACCCCCCCUUUCCCCCUCCCCUGCCUUGCCUCUGCAUUGCAAGAGCUUCACCUCGGGGUUGUAUUAUUAUUAUUAUUCUCUCUCCCCCACUCCACCCCCCUCCGAUCUCCCUUACACUCCCUCUGGCUACUUUGGUGCCUCUUGGAAUCUCUGGAUUUAUACCUAGUGAUGUGUAAGCUACAUUAUGCCCAACAGCACUGGAAAGAGAUUUAAACCUACUAAAUACAUCCCGGUCUCUACAGCAGCUGCCUUACUGGUGGGAUCCACUACUUUGUUCUUCGUUUUCACGUGCCCGUGGUUAACAAGAGCCGUCUCUCCAGCCAUCCCUGUUUACAAUGGGCUCAUGUUCCUGUUUGUACUCGCAAACUUCAGCAUGGCAACAUUCAUGGACCCUGGUGUUUUCCCACGAGCAGACGAAGACGAGGACAAAGACGAUGAUUUCCGAGCUCCGCUUUACAAGAACGUGGAGAUCAAAGGAAUCCAAGUACGGAUGAAAUGGUGCGCCACCUGCCAUUUCUAUCGCCCUCCACGCUGCUCCCACUGCAGCGUCUGUGACAACUGCGUUGAGGAUUUUGACCAUCACUGCCCUUGGGUUAAUAACUGCAUAGGACGGAGGAACUACCGAUAUUUUUUCCUUUUCUUGCUGUCCUUAAGUGUCCACAUGGUCGGAGUGUUCACCUUUGGGCUUAUCUAUGUGUUAAACCAUGCGGAAAAGCUGGGGGGAGCGCACACCACCAUCACCAUGGCUGUCAUGUGCAUUGCUGGAUUGUUCUUUAUUCCAGUCAUUGGUCUCACAGGUUUUCACAUUGUUUUAGUGGCACGAGGACGCACAACCAAUGAACAGGUGACGGGUAAGUUCCGUGGAGGAGUAAACCCUUUCACCCGAGGAUGCUGCAGUAAUGUGGAGCACGUUCUCUGCAGUCCUCUGGCACCCAGGUAUAUUGUUGAGCCAAAGAAGAAACAGCCAGUAAGCGUGAAACCACCUUUCCUGAGACCAGAUUUAACUGAGCGACAGAUCACGGUGAAGAUAAGUGACAAUGGCAUCCAAGCCAAUCUCAAUCGGAGCAAGUCUAAAAUUAGCCUGGAAGGGCUGGAAGAGAAAACCAUGGAUAUCCAACCUCCUCUACCCCAAAAAGGAGAUUCCAGCAAAUACAGUGAGCUGGGGAGCAGUGAAGAGAGCAGCCUUUCACCCAAACUAAUCAGCCCUCCCACGCCUGCGAUGUACAAAUACCGUCCGGCUUUCAGCAACAAUCCAAAAGUACACUACCAUGGAGCAUCUGAACAGAUCUCCAUGCAGGAAGGACAUAAGCAAGGGUCCAUGAUGGAGGAGAAUGAUAGCAGCCUUGAUUACCAGUCAGAACCUAGCCUCGAUAUCCCCAACUACCGGAAGAGUUCGCUUCACAAGACUUACCAGUCUUCUCCGCUGCAGAUAGACUCCUUUGCCGUCAACUCGAGGUCUCUGAGCUUGAAGUCUGCCAGCAGGAGAGGCAUAGACAAAGCGCCCCUCCAUCCCAUGAAGUCAGAAGGGGCUGCCUCCACACCUUACAAAAGCAUCUUUUCCCCCAACUCUCUGUCGAACAGGAAUGGGAGCUUGUCAUAUGACAGCUUGCUCAACCCCAUGUCCUCCUCGGGAAGGAGGUGCAUAGCUCACGCCGCCGUCGGCUCUGUUGGGUACCACUCGCCAUAUUUGUCUGCCAAAAUGUGCCACCUGCGGGGCAGAGAGCUCCAGCGCCCCCCUCCACAGAGCUUCAGCCCCGUGCUGGGUGGCCCGGCCCCACACCCACGUGACCCCUCGCCGGUCCGCUAUGACAACCUGUCGAAAACGAUUAUGGCGUCCAUUCAGGAAAGGAAAGAAAUGGAGGAGCGGGAGAAGCUCCUCCACUCUCACCCGGACUCCGUGUUUGCAGACUCGGGUGUGUACGAUACCCCUAGUUCUUACAGCCUUCAGCAGGUCAGCAUGCUGUCGGAAGACCCCCGUAGCCUAGCCAUAAGAUAUGGCUCAAGGGACAAUCUGAUGACCACCGCCGGCUUCAGCGCGAGGAACCCUGUCCUGCAGGCCUCUGUUACUUCCCUCUCGAGUGCCAUGACCAGAACGUCAAGGACUUCCACACCUUCCCUGCAAGCUGACCUAGCCAAUAACAAUGUUCAGGCCCAUCAGGCACUGCAGGGCAGGAUGAGCAAUGGCUCCUACAAAUCACCCAGCCACCAAGUCCCAUCAUCCCCAGGUGGGAUGCCCAGGUCGCCCUCGUACGGAGGCCCCAAAGCUGUCACAUUCAUUAACACCAUGGAGAUAACGGAGGCACAGCCUAUGGGGACUCCAAGGGAGGACAUCCAGUUGAAGACGUCUCACAGUAAAGUUAACGGACAGCCAAAAGGAAUUUCCCGAGUGGAGUGCCGUCUAGGUUCCACAUCUAGCUCCCAAGGUCCCCCGGUCAGUCCUGCUAGACACUCAAACGUUAAGAAGGUGUCCGGCGUGGGUGGGACGACCUACGAAAUUUCGGUAUAAAAACGAAAUUCGUGAAAUAAAGAGCCAUCCGCAAACCCGGCCGUGAAGCUAGGUGCACUGUGAAGUUUCAGUCAAUAAUGCCAACAAGAAGAGAAUUAGGAGCAGCAGCUGUCGGGUCUUUCCUGUUUUAUUUCGUGGUGGGUUUUUUAAAAACGCACACACACAAUGUCCCAGAACACAUUUCUUUCUCUUUUUCUGGCCAAAACCAGCUGCAGCCUUAUUCUUGAAGGAAUAAACUUUGUACAGCUCAUUGGAUGCUCUCUUGAACAGAGAGCUGGGAACUGACUUAACCACCCACAGACCGAUGGCACCACAAUUUAGAGAUUAUGUUUGCUUUUGCGGAAGAGAACGGAAAAGCCAUUGUGCGUUUGUUUCUGUCCACCAGAUCCUGUCAUGUAAAUGUUGUUGUGCUGUGGUCUAAAACAGCUCGUGCGGGCUUAAUGUUUUCUCUUAAAACCUCCAGGUUUGAUGGCAAAUAAGAUGAAGGAGUGACAGGCCCUGGCAGGUAUUUUUUCUUCUCCCCCAGCCUAUGAACGAUAAAUAGUAGAUUAUUUGGAGGAGUUGGGUGUGUAGCAAAUCCACUGUCCCCAACCAGCAGGGGUGCUGUUAUGUCCUUCUCCACAAUGGCUUCUUCUUCAAUUCAUGGUAUGAAGCAGAUUUGUAGAUGUUUCUUCUUGAGCAUACAGAUCUGUUUCUUCCAUUGGGAUGGACAGACAAGCCCUAUGCGCAUGAAAGCUGUGCGCGCACAAAUAAGCAUAUAUGGACCUCUGCAUUGGUGUGCGUAGAAUGCCAAGCAAUGCCAGUCCUCUUCAACAGAAGAAGUCCAGUGGACACUACUGGGCUUUGACUAUUGUUCAACCUUUUAGAGACUGUUCUAUGGGCAAAGGAAAGAAAGGGCUGGGUUUUGGUUCUAUCCUUUUGUCAUUUGCUGCCGUGUAUGAAAUUAUGCGCACACCAUGAGUUUGUCUUUCAUGUCAUAGAACCGUUAUACAAGUAAGGAACUUCCAUUCCUCCUUGGACUAUGAUUGGUGAGUUUUCCUGCCCUGUUCAAAAAAAAAAAGAAAGAAAGAAAUUCAACUAUUCAGAUGGUAACCUAUUAUUAUAAACAGUCCUCCUUUUUCCUCCUCUUUCAUGCUACUGGAAAUGGGCUGUAAUACGGUGUAUUGUCUUGCACUGGUGCAAUGUGUAUAAUCUCAACGCAAGGUAUUAUGGUCUGUUGAAAUUUAUGGUGUGUGUGAGUGAGUGAGUGAUUGUGUGUGAUUGUCAGCCAAGUAUAUGCCUGUAGGGGAUACAUUUUGCCACUUGCCUGAUAACUCGUGAGUUUUCCAUGAGCCCUACAUACUUUGAGACAGGUAUCUUCCAAUGCUGGUAUUCACUCUGUCCAGAGCUCAUCCUAAUGAGAAUCUGGAGACACAAACCCUUAACUGAGUUGUUUACAAAAAUUCAAGUUUAUUCUCUGAAUUAGGAGUGAGUUCCUCCCCGGCCCCCCACAACUUCUCAAUAUAAUUCAUCAUGAGCACUCUUUGAUUUGGGAAUUUUUAUUAAUAUUUUUUUAGAGACAAAGCAAGUUGUAAAAGUAUUGCAUUUCUCAACUUGAUAUUUAACAUGAUUGCCUUAAACUUUCAUUUUAGGAUUUCAAUGUUUCUGGAUUAAGAAGUAUCCCUCCAAGUGGGGUUCUGAAAGUGACAUUUAAAAAGGAUCAGAAUUCUAGAAGUUGAAUUUCUUUUGACAUUUUGUUUUAGCUCAGAUACGUGCCCUUUCUAUACUGAAGGAUUAGCCCGGGAAAAUGGAGGGAUCGUCCCUGCCUGCUCCCGAGAUCCCUUGUGUGUCAUUUGGAUGCACAGGGAUGAUCCCGGGAUAAAUGGCUGGUGUAGACAUGCCCACAGGGCCAAAAGAGACAUGACCCAGAAGAUCCUCUAUCAUUGAACUAAGGUCCUUCUGCAGUUCCACAAUCCUGUUCCUAUUUGAGGCCUCCUUCCUUCACAGCUGCUUUGCUAUUCCAAAACAAGACAAGAUCAUAAUAAUGCAUUCUAGUCAAGUAUACAGGGCCGGCCCUACCAUUAUGUAGACUGAAGCAGUCAGGUGGCAGAUUCUGAGAAGUAGCAGCAAAGCAUUGCAGGAGAGACCUGUGUAUUGUGUGGCCUGCUCUAAGUUAGCUUUUUGCCUUCAGGUGUAGUGAAGGAUGCUGCCCCAUCAACAGUACUCAACACAUUCAUCUGCCAGUCCAGCUGGUGUUUUGGGGUGGAAUGGGAGAGGGUGCCAUCUUGCUUUUUGCUUCAGGCAGCCAAACAUCUUGGGCUGGCCCUGCAUGUCUAGCUGGGCCUUCAGGCAGCUCCAAUUUCAAGAAUGCAAUGUUUUAUUUCAGCACUUCUGGUUCCCGUCGGUCCAGGUGUGCAGAGCAUUUCAGCAUGCACUGGUACCCUGGUAAACCCCUUAGUCUUCAGUGAUGACAGCGAGCUUCCUACAUGCUCUGCAGGGAUGGCUUGGGAGGAUAAGUAUUGGUGCUUCCCCAAAGACACUUCCUGUUCAUCUGAUUGGCCACUAUAGUGCUCAGGAAUCUUAGGGCCAAUGGGGGAUUUUCUCCCAAUGCAAAUACCAGUUUCUGAAGAGGGUUUUUUUCCUCAUGACCCAGUUAGGCAAGAAAGGGUUAGAUUCUCCCUCCACAUUAGAUGCUCAGUUCCAUUAACUAUCAGGCUGAUACAAUUUGCUUAAAAACAAAACAAAACCCCUUCACAUUAGAUGCAAAGACGCAUUUAACAUCAAUGUCUAGUUUGACCCUCAGUUUCCUUUUCUUCUUCACCCCGUUGCUUCCCAGUGUUUUGGUUUCCAGCGAGUUUUCAUGAAUGGAAAGACUUGCUUAAAGAAUCUAAGACAAUAGAAAAGGCCACAAGGGUUCUAAGACUCGCUGCAGACAACUCCACAAACCAUUUCAUGGGAAUGGUGUAAGACUUUAUACUUUGACCAGCACAUUGCUCGGGAAGUGUUUGAAUAACAAACACUUCGGGCCAUAUUUUUAUUUAUUGUGUCCAUCAUCUUUGGGUUCUGAAAUUGACUAACCAUUGCAUUGGUGUCAUUGUCAUUUUCCUGUGGUUCCACUGAACAUUCUAACCAUAGCGGGUAAUUUCUCAUGUUACGGGUCCAUUUCUCAUGUUACAGUUUCCAAGACCCAGAAGCAUUCCUGUACAUCAUUUGUGUGUUUGCAUACAGGUGCAAGUGUAUUGUCAGAAUUAUGAACUCCAGGGCAAGAUUUCAGGGGAAUGGACCAGUUUGCAUUAUCUCCAGUUGAAAGUACUCUAUGUGCAACUAGAUAAAUGCACUCUUCUCAAUGUACCUUAUACUGCAUGACAUCCAAUUCCCCUGAUCUUGUCAUCCGAAGAAGAAAAAGGAUGGAAGCUUCAUAGAUAUCAGUGACAGUGCAAAUGGGGAUUUACAUGUGUACACAUGCAUUGUAUGUUCCAUUGUAUAUGUCGGGGUGCAGAACCUCAGGCCUGGGGCCAAAUCCAAUUUUCCUAGGGUCCCCCAAAUGGCCACACCCCUCUUCCAGAGCACUGAUCAUUUGGUGGCUUCUCACUUUUUGUGCAGUGUCCCCACCCCUGCCGAUUUUAAAGGCUUACUUACUUGCAGGAAGAGCUUUAAGAUAUAGGGUGACCAUAUGAAAAGGACGACAGGGCUACUGUAUUUUUAACAGUUGUAUUGAAAAGGAAAUUUCAGCAGGUGUCAUUUGUAUAUACGGGGAACCUGGGGCAAUUUCCUCUUCAUCACACCAGUUAAAGCUGCAGGUGCCCUGCCCUCUUCUAAAUCUGGUCACUCUAGUAUAACUCCUGCAGCUUUAAUUGUUGUGAUGAAGAGGGAAUUUCACCAGGUUCCCCAUAUAUACAAAUGACACCUGCUGAAAUUCCUUUUUCCAUGCAACUGUUAAAGAUACAGGAGCCCUGUCCUCCUUUUCAUAUGGCCACCCUAUAAGAUACAAUAUGUGGAUAUUUUUGUUCAUUUUGCCUCCAACUCAGGAUAAACUGGAGAGGAGGAAGAGGAUUAUGUAUGGGUUCCUUGGAGGAAAAAAAGGUGGGAUAUAAAUGUAAUCAAUCAAUCAAUCAAUCAAUAUCAGUGGUCAGAAAGAAAGAGCCUUUUGGGAGGUGGUAUCGUGAUUGUGCCACUUUCUCCUGGUAGAAAGUCUCCAGACCUCCCUCUUUUGUCUGCCUUUUCGACAGAUGGCAAUUAAUACCUUAUUUAUUCAAGGUAGAUUUUGAUUAGCAACCUGCUGUUUUUAAUGAAGUUUCCCCAGGAGUUUUGCUACUGCUGCCUUUUCAUGUCUUAGCUGUUAGUGUUUUCAUGGAGCUAUUAUUUUAUUGUGUGGAUUUGUUUGUUUUUACCAUGUUAUGUUUUAGCUUUCCUGGUAAGCUCCUUAAGUUAUUAUUUUUAAUAGAAAAGAAGGGUGCCGAUAUUAAACUAACUGUACAAUCCCAUAUAUGCCUAUUCAGAAGUAAGACCCAUUGAGUUCAGCGGAUCUUACUCUCACGUACGUGUGUAUAGCAGGGUGCAGAAUCUCAGGCCUGGUGGCCAAAUCUAGCCCUCCUUGGGCUCCCAAUUUAACCCUUUGGGGUUCCUCGAUGGUCACACCCCUUCCCCCCAUUACAAAUUGCUUGGUGGUAUCCCAGCUUUUGUGGAGUUUUUGCCCCAUUCAAAAUGGUGAAAGAGUUGGUAAGAACUUUAAGCUAAAAUACGUUGGGUAUUUUGGGAUUGCCCUUUUUGCCUUUGCCCUCACCUACUACUGGACUGUGGGCCCUGAAAGCUUAUCUGAAAUGAAAUUUAUCCAUCCCUGUCCCCCAUGGUGAAAAAGGUUCUGGUGUGUAGGAUUGCAGCCCAACAUCUUCCAAUGGAUCACGCAUUUGAUAAAGUGGGUUUUCUGGCCCAUGAAAACUGGUACCACAAUAUAUCUGUUAGUCCUUAAGGCAGCGGUUCUCAACCUGUGGGUCGGGACCCCUUUGGGGGUCGAAUGACCCUUUCACAGGGGUCGCCUAAGACCAUCUGAAAACACAUAUUUCUAAUGGUCUUAGGAAACUGUAUUGACUGAACUAUGUCAUGUAUCAUCUUUUGUAUUAUUAAAGCUAUUGUUAUGUAUUAUUUUCAUUAGCAAACCAUCCUAUGACAAUGGAUCGUGUAGAGAAGAACGAAAAUAAUUGUAUGGUUGGGGGUCACCACAACAUGAGGAACUGUAUUAAAGGGUCGCGACAUUAGGAAGGUUGAGAACCACUGCCUUAAGGUGUGCCACAAGGCAUAUUGCUGUUGCUACUUUUUCCCAGUCCAAGUCAAUUUAGUGUAUAUUCACUCAGAGGUCUGUUCCAUUUCAUCCUGUUCAUUAAUGGGCCAUUUUUUAUGUUGAAAAUCUGCCCGCCAGUUUGCAUUUAAAUAUGUAUUUUGGAACAAGUCUUCUCGCAAAAUCUGCAUUUCUACGCUGAUCCAAUUUUUGAGCUGAGAACGGUAUUGCAGCAUUCAGAAAAGAGCAAAUUCCAACAGAUAGCUCCGUUUUGAUCAGCAUAUUAAUCUGACAGGUGUCAGUCAUCACUACAACAGACUUAACGUGGCUUUAAUUAGUAAGGUGACAAAUGAGCAGGUAAGCACACGGAUGUUUAUGCAAGGCCUUUAAAAAUUAACAAAAGGGCAGAGAGUCUAUCCGAAGCACACAGGGAGAGACAAUGCAGAUGACAGGGAACGCCGAUUCACUGGACUGCAUGCUUGUCAUUUCAGUUGCGAAGUCAAGCAGCUAAAGGCCCUGAGCUCCUUUCUCUCUAGUAAAGCAGCAGUUUCUGCAGCUGAAACUCUCCCCACGGCCUGAGUUCGAUCCCAGCGGAAGCUGGUUCUCAGGCAGCCGGCUCGGGUCGACUCAGCCUUCCAUCCUCCCGAGGUCGGUAAAAUGAGUACCCAGCUAGCUGGAGGAAAGGUAAUAAUGGUCAGGGAAGGCAACGGCAAACCACCCCGCUAUAAGGCCUGCCA
Molecule: messenger RNA, 8515 nt
Organism: Elgaria multicarinata webbii
Lineage: Eukaryota; Metazoa; Chordata; Lepidosauria; Squamata; Anguidae
Gene: ZDHHC8
Product: zinc finger DHHC-type palmitoyltransferase 8
Exons: 11
Coding region: 203-2524 (773 amino acids)
Biological process (GO): protein palmitoylation
Cellular component (GO): Golgi apparatus
Molecular function (GO): palmitoyltransferase activity
Source: RefSeq, a predicted model, not a curated record